This is a messenger RNA of Sitodiplosis mosellana (orange wheat blossom midge), 2188 nucleotides long. RefSeq lists its product as uncharacterized. Lineage: Eukaryota; Metazoa; Arthropoda; Insecta; Diptera; Cecidomyiidae. Bases 684 to 2135 code for a protein of 483 amino acids. The transcript is spliced from 4 exons. The record is from RefSeq and is a predicted model, not a curated record.
UUUAAUAGUUUCUAUUAAUUCAGAUGUGCCUUGAACCAAAGUAACAAUUUCGUCUUUGAUUUUGUUAUUUCUUGCUAACCGUUGAUUUUCUUGAUUCUGUGGAUCCAUUUCCCAAUCAGAUUAUUGCCAAUUUUGUCAAAAUGAUGCAAACCAACUUGAAUGACUUGUGAAAUUGUGUGUUGCUUCGAUUUGGAUGAACUGUCAAUUCGCAACUAGCGACUGGCGCGAAAAACCGCAAAAAUGAAAUGGUCCACUUACAAAACGUCAACAAUUCGUCCGAAUCUCUUCCGUACUAUCACUUCAAUUUGCAGUUUUCUCAUUUGCAAUCACUUGACACAUUCUAAACUGUAAACAAACGGAUCCAUCGAUUAGGAUUGUCAACAUCAAAGCAAAAGAUUUCCGUGAAAAAUGUUCGUUGCUACCGUGUUACAGCCAGUGAAAUUUUAUCGCCAUUUCCCAUCUUCAUGUUGGAAUUUAUGUUUUGGACGUUGAACUCUCUUCGGUCAUUCGUAUUGUUCGCGUUGCAAAGUGAUUAUCGUACGAAUUAAGUAAAAAAAAGAAAGUGCGACAGAGACGAUCAUAAAAAAUGCAUUUCCAUCGUACGGCAGCAAAAGGCGAAGCGAAAAAAAAUCCACGCAACUGAAAAAAAAGAACAACCAACAGACAAAUAAAAAAAAAACAUUAUGAGCUUCUGUCAAAGCGUUCGAUAUGCGCUCGGCAUAUAUGCGAUUUGCUUUCUUUUGAAUGGAAUUUCAUCGGCCGAAGACAGUGUACGGGAGCAGUACGCAGCAGCAUCGUCACCAUCAACCAAAGCAACCAUUGAACCAGAAGGUAGAGCAUUGUUCAAUCCACGUGUCGACUACAAUCAAUGGACUCCCGUUGGACACGCCGAUCCAUUGAAAAAUGAUCCAACAUUCGAUUACGUUCCACCGACAUCGGUCAGCGUUCGGUAUUGGUCUGAAAGUAGUGAAGGCAAGAGCAACAAUGACAAUGCAGCCGCUAACAAUACAGUUGACAAAAGUGAAAUUCUUCUGCUUGGAGCCCCAGUGGAGCAUUCGGUUCAUGUGCAAUCGAAUCAUUUGCGACAACCCGAAGUGAAGUCGGCCAAUCGACGUUCAUCGCCUUAUUUUCCACCAGAACCAUCCCGUGUCUUAACGCCACCAUCCAUGCAGGCUUACAUGUCAUCGUACGACCAAAGUGCUCAUCCUUCAGAAUACAAUUACUAUGCAACACCACCGAGCAACUAUUGGAAUAAUGAUUUGCCAGUAUCGCACUCAAGUGAUGCCUACCCUGAUGAAUCGGCGAGUUAUGUGACGGUCAUUCGACCAAAAACCAAUCCACACCCAUAUUCGUCGACAAUUUACAAUAAAAAUGUUCGUAAUUCGAUUUAUCAUUUGGCGGCAAAUGUGAAUUCAUUGGAAAUUGAAAAGAGACCGCACUGGGUACAGUCAUUGCUGCAAAAAGAGGUCACUUACCAGCCACCAUCAACCACUCCAUCAGUGGUCUUUGCCUACUCGCCGCACAUAUAUGAGCCGCAAUCAACGAAUCUGAAUAUCAAAGUCGAAGCUCCGCCAAAAGACACAUUGAGUAUUGAACACUCAUUUGCCGAACCAACUACUGCUACUCCCACUCCGACGAUUAUGACUACUGAUUCGCUGUUCUCACAUUACAAUCAGCCGGCUCUUCCUGUACGUGGUCCCAUGUACCUCAUCAUUCAGGGUCAUUCCAAGGUCAAAACAUAUGGUGCCGAUCAAUAUGAUAAAAAACCGGAAAAACAUGAACCAAAAAUGGUUCCAGUUACGGUCAAAGACGAUCUAAUCGUCAAACAUUUGGUAUCAACGGAUCAAAAUGGAAAUGAAUUCCAGGUAAAACACUUGCAUAAAUUGCAUACACCUGAAGUAAAAACCAAAACAAGCUCAACCAAAACGACCAAAAAACCAUCCAAUUCUCCAAUGAUGGACAGUCUUUUGAGCUUGUUGGACACUUCAUGGGCUAACUUUGGGAUGAAUAAUAACAAAGACGACAAAACCAAAUCAAAUGAUUUGAAGAAAACCACCGAACGAACAGCAUCGAGUAUAACAAAAAUAUCGAGUAUAAUGGGCCCAACGACUAUUCGACCGAAUUCCAGCAGCUGAAGAGCUAAUUCAAAUAGAUUUAUUUAUUUAUUGUAGACUUAAUGAAAACAAAA